AUGAUCGACACAUUUGUGCGGGCCGGACUUACUCGUCGCAGACUCCUUGCGCAAGAAGUAGUCGUUCUCCUUGCACAAGAAGAAGCGCGUGUUCCUCAAUCUCCGACGGAUUCCGGUGAGAACUCCGUUGUUUUCAGGUAUAUUUCCCUGCAUUUUCCACCGAUUACGGCUUCCGCUGAAGAGCAAACAUUUUUUGUGAAGAUGGGUUCAAGGGGAGGUGGAAAGCCUUUUGCUUCUGGUGCAAAUACCAGCUUAUCAUCCAAGGGGAAAAAUGUACCAGAAUCCUCUGGUCCUGCUGCUGAACAGUUGAGUCAGGGUGUGGCAGAUAUUGGUCUGGAUUCUGCAGAAGGUGAUGGAGAGUGGGAGGUUAUUUCGAAGAAGUCCAAGAACAGAGCUGGAAGCAGUGCUGCAAAACCCUGGGGGUCUCAGAACAUCAAUACUAAAGCAUGGGGAAAUCCUGAUGUGAAGCAAGGCAUGCGGAAUAGUGGUGGAUCAGGAAGAGUUCCAGGCAAUGCCUGGUUGUCACAGCCUGUUGAUCCCAGGGGAACAACUGGCAGAGGAAAUGUGAGGACCCAAACAUUCAAUAGGAGCAUGCAGAGCAAUUAUGGCAGCCCACAACCUGUAAUCCGUCCACCUUUGGAGCAUGGAUGGAACUGGCAAGCUAGGGCUGGUGCUACUCAACUGAGGGGUUCAGAAGAUCAGAAAAAAGACGAGAAUUAUGAGGUCAACCAGGAAAAUGAUUCCUAUGAUGAUGAAGAUGAUGGUGAUGAAGAUGAUGCCUUAGAGGAGGAUACUGAUGAUGAACUUUUAAGUGAGGAUUUUGACUCUGAUACAAGUCAACAAAGCCAUGAGACUCGCAAGAAGAGCAGAUGGUUCAAGAAAUUCUUUGACAGUUUGGACAGUUUGUCCAUUGAGGAGAUUAAUGAACCAGCAAGGCAGUGGCACUGCCCAGCAUGCCAAGGUGGUCCUGGUGCUAUUGACUGGUACAGAGGCCUUCAGCCCCUGAUAACACAUGCCAAAACAAAGGGAGCUAAAAGGGUAAAGCUACAUCGGGAGCUCGCAGAAGUUUUGGAUGAGGAGUUGAGCCGGAGGGGAAGUUCAGUUAUUCCCGCUGGUGAAGCAUUUGGCAAAUGGAAAGGAUUAAUGGAUGAGGAGAAAGAUCAUGAGAUUGUUUGGCCUCCAAUGGUUAUCAUUAUGAAUACUAGGCUUGAGCAGGAUGACAAUGAUAAGUGGCUUGGAAUGGGCAAUCAAGAGCUUCUUGACUACUUCAGUGGAUAUGCUGCUGUGAAGGCUAGACACUCUUAUGGUCCGCAGGGUCAUCGUGGGAUGAGCAUUCUGAUCUUUGAGAGCUCUGCACGGGGAUAUUUAGAAGCUGAGCGCCUGCAUAAGCAUUUUUCUGAUCAGGGAACUGAUAGAAAUGCUUGGGAUCGUCGUCGGAUCUUAUUCUAUCAGGGUGGCAAGCGCCAACUCUAUGGUUACAUGGCACUGAAGGAAGACUUGGACCUCUUCAAUCAGCAUUCUCAGGGGAAGUCGAAGCUGAAAUAUGAAAUAAGAUCAUACCGUGAGAUGGUUGUGACCCAAAUCAGGCAAAUGGCUGAGGACAACCAGCAACUCAUGUACUUCAAGAACAAGGUGUUUACAGAACAAAGGCAUUCAAAACAACUUGAAGAAUCUUUUGGAAUAGUGUCUGAGAAGCUGCGGAAGACAAUGGAAGAAAACCGUAUUGUGAGGCAGAGAACCCAAAUGCAUCAUUUACAGAACAAGGAAGAGUUGGAUUUUCAAGAGCAAUUUUUUAAGGAACAACUCCAAACAAUCCAUGAACAAAGAGAAGCAAAAGAAGAGGAUUUUGAGAAACUGCAGCAGGAUAAGCGUCAGCAGGUGAAGAAGUCAAAUGCGAAUCCUUCCAGUGCCGAGGACUAUAGAAACAGGGUGGAACAAGUUGAAAAAUUUAUAGAGCUUCAAGACAAAGAGAUGGGGGAGUAUGUGGAUGAGAGGGAUGCCUUGAUUGAAGAACGUGACGAAAAGCUGACUGCAAUGAAGCGUCGGCAUCAGGAGGAAGAACUUGAAAUAGAGAAUGAGUUUAGUGCUAGGCUAAACAGCCUUAUGCAGAAGUAUACUCCAAACCAACCACAAGGCACUGCCAAUGCCUGA
Dovyalis caffra is the source of this 2151-nucleotide messenger RNA. The record is from the annotation of a GenBank genome assembly. NCBI's taxonomy places the organism in Eukaryota, Viridiplantae, Streptophyta, Magnoliopsida, Malpighiales, Salicaceae.